AUGACAUCCUCGACGAACCAGUAUAUCCGCCAGAUACUGCAUCAUAGCGAGGCACCGCCACCAGUAAAAGCCCGCUUCUUCUACACCUCACCGCUAGCCAUAGACGAUCCUCUAUCACCGCUACCGCCUUCAGCUCAGACAGCCCAGACGAUGUAUGCGAAACUGCCACCGCGGCCCUUUUCCGAAUUCGAUAAUACUGCUCUCGACAAGGCAUGGCACGACCUCCGGCGAAAGCUCCUCAGGUACAACGAAGAGCGGGGCGAGAAGCCAAAGCCACAUGCGGAUCCUGAGCCAACCGGCAGGCAAGAGAAGGGGAAGAAGGCAGAGCUUAGUGUACUGAGUACCUCUCCAUCUGCUCGCCGUCCGGCAUCCGCCAGCGAUGCCUCGACAAGGAGCAAUAGACCGCCUGUUAUCCAUGAGGCACCGGCUGUCCCACCGGACGCUGAGAACCACGACACAACCGGGACUCCUUUCAUUCGCGCCCCUUCUAUGCGACGAGCAGACCGAAUUCCUUCCAGACCUCAACCUCAACUGCUCGACAGCUACCAGUGGGAUGACCCUUCAGCUAAGGCCAAGCAGCCCAAGAAGCCGCAAGCCAGUCCAGAAACACCUUCUGCAAAGAUAGCCGUCGGAGUCUCUCGCCUGCACCAUGUAGCCAUGCCGGAUCUCAACCUGGAGCCCAUUUACUGGCGUCCAGUCAACGACGUUUCUCCAGUUGUGCGUGCCACUUGGUUUUACAAAGAUACCAUGCUUCCGGUCGAGCCAUCUGUCGCCAACAUGCUGGAAGCAGGCUAUACCGAGCUACAGCCUUGGACCGAGACUUGGAGCGACGAGCUGAAUAGUGCCAUCGAAGUCGGUGCCGCUGGAGAAGCGAAAAUCUUGCACAAACUUUGGCCUGAUCUGUUCAAGAGGCUCGAAAGCAGACCAUCCACUGCCAGAACAGAAAUGGGUAGCGUCACCUCUAUGAACCUCGACGACGAGCCAGCCACAGCCGAGAAGGAUCGCGAACAUGCUGUUGAGAUCGCUUGUGAUAUCAUUGAUAUUGCUUCAGGUGUCGAUGGUGUCGACAACAAGGCCUCUGGUACCUCCACUUAUUCAUCAGGUGGCGGCUUGCCCAGGUGGUAUCCCACUGCCGGUGUCGUAUACGCGAAUGCGAACGAUGCAUACAUUUUGAAGCCCAAUCUCCAACCAUCAGCCUACUACGGUCGUCGUCCCCUGGCGAACUACAUCCGCAAAGGCCGCAAGCUGGGUAUAGCCGUUGUUCGUGGCUUCGAUCAAGCCGCAUACGAUCGAUUGUACCCAACCAAGAAAAGCUCUACCGCGACGAAGGCUGAAGAAGGUGUAUCAUCCUCUCAAUCAGGAGCGCCUCCGAAUCGGCGACAGAAGUCUGAUCCCGCCCUUGCCCAUGCUGAGCGACCCAAAGUCACAGAGUUAAUUCUCGUCAUUCAUGGCAUUGGCCAAAAGCUUUCGGAACGUAUGGAGAGUUUUCAUUUUACGCAUGCUAUCAACGCUUUUCGACGAGAAGUGAGCGUCGAAUUGGGGACAGAUGGUGUGAAGUCACGGCUAAGAACGAACAUGGGUGGUAUCAUGGUUCUGCCGGUCAAUUGGCGUCAAAGUCUCUCUUUCGAAGAUGGCGAACGAGACAUCCCUGAUGAUCCGGCAUUGAAUGACUUUGGUCUCAAGGACAUUACUCCCGAAACUCUUCCAUCCGUGCGAAACAUCGUCUCGGACGUCAUGCUGGAUGUUCCUUACUAUUUAUCACACCAUCAACCCAAGAUGAUUGCCGCCGUCAUUGGUGAGGCCAACCGUAUCUACAAGCUUUGGUGUCAGAACAAUCCUGGCUUCGCUCAGCAUGGACGAGUACACAUCAUUGCGCAUUCAUUGGGCAGCGUGAUGGCGGUGGAUAUCUUGUCUAAACAACCAACCAGUAUCCCUGCGGAGCUUUCCGAUCCUACCACCGUCGAUCUGAACUCUUCGCCGCCUCUGGAGCAUUUCCUCUUCAACACUUCUGGCUUGUUCCUGUGUGGAUCGCCUGCAGGCUUCUUCCUGCUUUUGAAGCGAGCAUCCUUGAUGCCCCGACUGGGCAAGCAGAAGCCCGGUGCAAAUUUGUCUUCCAUCCGAAAGCCGAUUUGUGGAAGUCAUGGAACGUACGGCUGUCUUGCGGUCGACAACAUCUACAACAUCAUCAAUCCUUAUGAUCCAGUGUCGUAUCGUUUGAAUGCCACGGUCGACGCUCCAUAUGCCUCCUCGCUCAAGUCAGCGUGGGUACCCACAGCCAGUCCAGGCUGGUUCUCAUCCUCCGGAUCAUGGUUCUAUUCCUCGCCCGAAGGCGCAUCAGGCAAUCGCCCCGACCAGUUACCCAGACUGCCAUCUAAUGUGGAACUAGAAACUCAUAACUUCUCACGUGAGGAGAUUGCAGAACAGCGCAUGUUACUACUCAACGAUAACGGCCAAAUCGACUACUUCCUCAAAUACGGUGGGGGACCCUUAGAAAUCCAAUAUCUGACUAUGCUCGGGGCGCACAGCAGUUACUGGCUCCUCAAGGACUUUGUUCGCAUGAUCGUUCUGGAAUGCGGCAGAGGACUCGGUAGAGAUGGAACUAUUCAGGGGAUGAGAGCAACAAAGAAGAAGACGCAGUUGACUACAUGAUGAGACGAAGAGCAUCACUUUUAUUUUCUGCUUGAUACCUAUAUUGCAUUCUUAAUGAUACCCCCUUUUCUUUGACUUUUGAUCCCGCUUCUUCCUUCUCCUUCCACCACCCUAUUUG
Molecule: messenger RNA, 2767 nt
Organism: Aureobasidium pullulans EXF-150
Lineage: Eukaryota; Fungi; Ascomycota; Dothideomycetes; Dothideales; Saccotheciaceae
Exons: 1
Coding region: 1-2649 (882 amino acids)
Cellular component (GO): cytoplasm
Molecular function (GO): glycerophospholipase activity; metal ion binding
Source: RefSeq, a predicted model, not a curated record